This is a messenger RNA of Halichondria panicea, 2679 nucleotides long. Its product is annotated as transducin-like enhancer protein 3. Gene Ontology annotation, molecular function: protein binding; transcription corepressor activity. Gene Ontology annotation, biological process: regulation of DNA-templated transcription; negative regulation of canonical Wnt signaling pathway. Bases 294 to 2495 code for a protein of 733 amino acids. The transcript has 18 exons. The record is from RefSeq and is a predicted model, not a curated record. Lineage: Eukaryota; Metazoa; Porifera; Demospongiae; Suberitida; Halichondriidae. Gene Ontology annotation, cellular component: transcription regulator complex; nucleus.
UGCUAUUGUAGGCAGAGUUAGUUUAUACACAUGAUGAUUAGUGCAGCAGACAAGCAAAUGAAUUUACAUACUAGAGUCCAUUCAUGUGUUGCAAUAAGGCUGCCAUUUGUGGGCUUCUAAAUGAGCGUUGCAAAAACCAGAAGGAAGUCGAAUUUGCUGCCUAAGUUACGUGGAUCUGCUUUACAAUCAUCAGCGUUACUAGUGCUGUUACAUCGAUAUAGCGAGAGCCCUGUUCUGUACUGAGCUGAGAGAGGUCGGGACCUGUGUACUGAACCUGUGACCAUCAUCAGAUAAUGUAUCAUCCAAGUCCCACUGGGCCCCAGCCUGGACCGCCCCCUGGAAGUGCCCCACCCACUGCCACGCCUACUGUCUCCAAUCAUCCUGCCGGUGGUGCCAGUUUCAAGUUCACUGUAGUGGAAGCUUUGGACAGAAUUAAAGAUGAGCUUGGAUACCUUCAAGCACAAAACCAAUCUCUGAAACGGGAGCUGGAGAAAGUUAGCAAUGAGAAGGGAGAGAUACAGAGACACUACAUUAUGUACUACGAGAUGUCCUAUGGUCUCAAUGUGGAAAUGCACAAACAGACAGAGAUUGCUAAGAGGCUGAAUGCAAUCUCAGCUCAGGUGAUCCCGUUCCUCUCCCAGGAGCAUCAACAACAGGUGGCGGCUGCCGUGGAGAGGGCCAAGCAGGUCACCACCACCGAGCUACACGCCAUCAUCGGGAUGAACCAGCAGCAUUUUCCCAGUGGUGUGAUGCCCCCCUUUGCCCCUCCCUCUGCUGCCGGGGGUUCAGGAGGUGGUCACCCACUAGCCCCGCCCCAUUUUAAUCCCGCCAUCCUCAAUGCAGUCUACCAACAACACCAGCAGAUGAUGAACUCGGCUAGUAAUGGAGGUAGCAAAGAAGAAAGAAGAAAUGAGGAUCAAGAAUCUAGCCCUGCUGCUGACAAACGUACCAAUGGCGACCACGCCCACCCAUCGUUCCACGGAGCUCCCAAGAGAAAACGAGAGGAGGACAGUGACGGAGAGAGGAGUGACUCUGAGCUACAGGUGGUGGUUGAUGAUCCCGACUCUCCUGAGCCAGAAUCCCCCGUGUAUGACCAUCCCCACCACAAGAGAGAGAGGCAGUCAACACCAAGCUCCACUAAGAGUGAUAAAGGUCUGACUCGUUCAGGCUCAGUGGGUCCCAGUCCGUCCACUUCCUCUACUAGCGGACAUUUAGGAGUUGUGGCCUCCAAUGGACCCGUCCACCCGCCACCUUCCUCGUCACCCAAUGUCCUCCGCCCACACAUUGGAAUGGCUGCCCACAUCCACCCGUCUCUGCGUCCCCCGUUCCCCACCACUCCCUUCAUCCCUCCCCAUCCCUUCCAGCAAGUCGACAUGGCCAACCUACACUUCCAAGGACCCAAACCACACCUACCCAUAGGAGGUCUCCCCAAUGGCCGCCCUGCACUGAUGCCACCUGGCCUCCCUCCCACGGAGAUGUCCAGACCUGCCCUCAAACCGCACUACUCGGUGCAGAUAGGAGCUGACGGUAAAGUACAGCCGGUGACCUUUCCCUCUGAUGCAUCUGCAGGUCCCGGACUACCUAAGAACAUUCGCAGCGUUUGCACUCUUUUACACAACGAGGUCGUCUGCGCCGUUGCCAUUAGCAACCCGGUUCGACAUAUAUACACAGGGGGGAAGGGGUGUGUCAAAGUGUGGGAUCUCCAGCUGACUCAAACAGGGGGUAUACUCAAGACACCACUCUAUACACUGGAUUGCCUCGGGGACAAUUACAUUCGGUCGUGCAAGUUGCUUCCUGAUGGCAGGACUUUGAUUGUGGGCGGAGAGACUAACACGCUCUACCUCUGGGACCUGGCUGCUCCUGGCACUCCUCAGAUACGAGCACAGCUACCCUCCAACGCCACUGCCUGUUAUGCCCUCGCCGUGGACACAGAGGGAAAGAACUGCUACAGUUGCUGUAGUGAUGGGAGCAUUGCCGUGUGGGACCUACACAACAAGACCCAGGUGCGGCAGUUUCAGGGGCACACGGACGGAGCCAGCUGUAUCGACAUCUCACCUGAUGGUACUAAACUAUGGACAGGGAGUCUUGACAACACAGUGCGCUGCUGGGACCUCAGAGAGAAUCGUCAGGUGCACCAGUACGACUUCAAUUCUCAGAUCUUCUCCCUUGGUUACUGUCCUUCACCAGGAGAAUGGCUAGCAGUGGGAAUGGAGAGCAGCAAUGUGGAGGUGCUCCACGUGAUGGGCCCUGAGAAGUACCAGCUGCACCUGCAUGACUCGUGUGUGCUCUCACUCAAAUUUGCCCACACUGGAAAGUGGUUCAUCACGACUGGCAAAGACAACCUGCUCAAUGCUUGGAGAACACCAUACGGGGCGAGCAUAUUCCAGAUGAGUGAGUCCAGUUCUGUGCUGAGUUGUGAUAUCUCUCGAGAUGACAAGGUCAUAGUCACUGGCUCGGGAGACAAGAAAGCCACCGUUUAUGACAUCCUUUUUUAGGUUCCUGAUCUACUAAAUUCUUUCUUCUCCUAUAUAUCAAUGAACGCUCCUAUAGUGCUAGUGACUGAGGGUGGUAGACUGUUAGUGUGUCCAUGUUUCUGCUACCCUGUACAUGUUUGUUAGCUCCUCAUGCACUCUGUAUCCCUCUCAUCAUCUUCUGUUCUAAUGUUUAUUAUGACUAUUA